GCAAGGUCUGGUAAGUCCCGGUUCUACUUAGGAUCAUAAAUGGAGACAGAGUGUCUGUCUCGUGUAUGCGGUGAUCCGUGAUUCAAACUCCAGCUACGUUGUUUUACAAUAUCUAACUCCAGAUGGCGUAUCCUCAAACUGCCUUCCGAGCGGUAAAGCUCAGUCCAGGAUCGUUGAUCCACAAAAGGCAUGAAACGGUUUUCUCGACUACCCUUAUGUAUCAGCUUGAGGUGUUGAAAGGAACCGGAAGAUACGAUGCCUUCAAGCUGGGAUGGCAUCCUUCGUAUGAUGACCCGCCGGACGUUUGGCCAAUUCCGAACCAUCUUUUUUGGGACUCGGACAUUGCCAAAUGGAUCGAAGGUGCUUGCUAUCUUUUGGGAAAUCACCAGAGCUCAGAGGUAGACACUGCAAUUCACGAGUUAGUGGCUAUGAUACGAUCUGCGCAACAGCCAGAUGGAUACAUCAACAUCCACUUCACCGUGGUUGAACCGGAGAAGCGAUUCACCAACCUAAGGGAUUUCCAUGAGCUUUAUAAUGCAGGCCACAUGAUCGAGGCAGCACUCGCACAUCAGGAUCAUUAUCACAAUGAUCAACUCAUAGAGCCCAUAUUGAAGUACGUUGAUCUCUUGUGUCAAAGGUUCGGUCCUGGAACGAAUCAGACCCACGGUUAUCCUGGCCAUCCCGAGAUUGAGUUGGCCCUACUCCGCUUGUACGAAAGGACCAAGAAUUCAAAGCAUUUGGACUUGGCCAAGUAUUUCAUCACCGAGCGGGGCAACCCUGUGGGCGAUGAUGGACAUCACUUUUACAUAUCCGAGGCGAAACGUAGGGGCGAUGACCCCCGAAGACGGCCAGAUUACUGGCCGGACAAGUCUUGUCUCUGGUACUAUGCUGCACAUGAGCCAAUCACGAAACAGAAGUCCAUUGAAGGUCACUCUGUCAGAGCAAUGUAUCUCCUCACGGCCGCCGCAGAUCUUAUUCUGAAUGCCGAUUUACCUUUACAAGACUUGCAAAGAGCUGUGUUUGGACUAUGGGAUAACAUGGUUCAGCGUAAGAUGUAUGUAACAGGCGGAAUUGGUGCUAUGAAGCAGUGGGAGGGUUUCGGGCCGGAUUACUUUUUGCCACAGGGUACUGACGAAGGAGGUUGCUAUGCAGAGACCUGCGCAGCCAUUGGCGUAAUGAUGUUGGCGGAGAGAUUGCUCAAGAGCGAUCUUGAUGGGCGCUUUACGGACAUAAUGGAGCUCUGCCUCUAUAAUGCCGUCCUAACGGCAAUGUCUCCUGAUGGCAGGAAUUUCACCUACGUGAAUCAGCUAGCUUCAAGCGAUAAGGAUCCUUCCCAACGGUCAUCAUGGUUUACAUGUGCCUGUUGUCCUCCGAACAUGCUUCGCCUCUUUGGACACGUUGGAGGCUAUAUAUACUCCACUUCGAGUAGCUCUGAGCCCAAGCAUACUGAAAUCAUUGUUCACCUAUACACUGGUAGUACUCUGAAGUUUGAGGUUGAUGGCAAAGAAGCCAGCCUGACACAGGAGACGAAUUGGCCAUGGAACGGUAACGUCAAGUUCCGCUUUGAGUCGCCGUCGGAGAAUGUUUCGUGCAAACUGCGUAUACCAGCCUGGGCCGAUGAUUUCCACCUGUCGCCUAGCCCGCCAAGUCUACAUGUCGAAAAAGGUUAUGUUAGCAUUCCAGCUUCAUGGCUCGCCAAAAACCCAAGCUUCGAGCUGAGCAUACCAAUGACGCCCAGGUUAAUGAAGCAACACCCCUUGACAAACCAGGAUACCAUCAGCGUUGCAAGAGGGCCCAUCGUAUAUUGCGUUGAAGAUGUGGACAAUCCGUGGGUCACAGAUCACUUCCGCAGUCUUCAACUGGAUCCGCAGUGUCAGUUCACAGAGCGAAACGUGAAUGAUGAAGGUAACAACGACAACUAUAUUGCCCUGACAGUAGAGAAAGGUGCCUCGCUGUUGGAUGAGGGUGCUUUCUCAGCACCGAGUACGAAGGUGAACAAGUGGGAUGAGGCGGUGAAUCACGGAGAGCUGGUAGAGGAACUGCACUUUGUCCCCUAUUUCUUGCGGGCAUCGCGGGGCGGUCGGGGACAGGCACGAGUCGGGCUGAAACAUUGGCGCAAGUAGAAUAGACAGUUCGUCUAUGUAUACAGGAAGUUAGCAGCC
Molecule: messenger RNA, 2162 nt
Organism: Cucurbitaria berberidis CBS 394.84
Lineage: Eukaryota; Fungi; Ascomycota; Dothideomycetes; Pleosporales; Cucurbitariaceae
Product: glycoside hydrolase family 127 protein
Exons: 5
Coding region: 123-2123 (666 amino acids)
Biological process (GO): carbohydrate metabolic process
Source: RefSeq, a predicted model, not a curated record